UAUUCGAUCUGUCUGGGUUAAAAGUUACUGAGAGCCUGCUGAGAGUAUAGUAAGUAAAGCUUCGUCGUUAGGCUUUGAGGAAGCAGAUUCGGUUGCUCCGCCGAGACGAUGGGUGGUUUCCGGUUAGUUCUGGCGGUGGCUGUGUUCCUCGCCUGCUUGAUCUCCGUCUCUCUGUCUUUCCAAUCCGAUGAACUUCUCGACGACGAAGAAUUCGGCCUCGAAGGUGGACGCCCAUCCCAGUCCGAAUCCCGUCCUCCACCUUCCACCACCACCACCAAUCGGAAGAGAUUUUCCGACUCCUCCUCCGAUUCCAAGAUCCAGUUCAUUCUCCAACACGCCUUUGGAGACUCCGAUUUCACCGACGCCGGCAACUUCUCCGCUCGCCUCAAAACUUGGAGCCACGGCGCUCAGACACUGACGAAGCUGCGGUUUACACGGGAUACGUUUACUGAUGUUGAGAAGAACAAGUUUCAAGAGCUGUUGCAAGGAGAUGAUUUCUAUAAGAUUAGAUUGCCAUCCAAUGUUUUGAGUCCUCCAGGAAGGGACUAUAUUGUUUCUUCAGUGAAAGCUAGAUGUCUUCCAGGGGAUGGAUUGGAGGAGCAUUUUGUAAUACACACGGAAGGUGUUAACAUCUUGGCUGUCAAUUAUGGUGCCCAUGGGGCUUGCCCUUAUCCCCGGCAAUUGAAGCUUCCAGCAAAGUGGUCUUUCAAGUCACACACAGUUUUGAAGAACAGUGAACAGGCACCGAGAACGCCAAUAUUUGCUGAAGAGGUGCUUGGUGGAGAGGGAAUAGAUGGCGAAACUAUAAAGCCAAUAGAAAGGUCCUUUUGGGCUAAAUAUUGGAUGUACCUGAUCCCUCUCGGACUCAUUGUAAUGAAUGCGGUUACCCAAGCGAUGAAUAUGCCUGAGGAACAGGCUGGUGCGCAAGGUGGCGCCGGACCUGCACCGCAGCAGCUAGGAUCUGCUGCAGCUCAGCGCGGAACAAACUCUGGUGUGCGGAGAAGAUGAUCAUUCAUUUGGGAAGACAAUCUUAGAUUGACCUUUGAUGUAACAUUUCAAAAUAAUUUUAGUUGCAUGUUAAUAUUGUGAGGUCUGUAAGAAUUUUUUUUAAUUUGAUUUGCCUGUAAACUUUGAAACAGUAGUAUCUUGAAGUUUUCCAAUUAGAUCGAGUAAUUAAUGUCAUAUUGAAAUUUUGACACGAAAAGAAGUUUGACUCA
Lotus japonicus is the source of this 1217-nucleotide messenger RNA. RefSeq lists its product as uncharacterized. Bases 109 to 1008 code for a protein of 299 amino acids. The record is from RefSeq and is a predicted model, not a curated record. NCBI's taxonomy places the organism in Eukaryota, Viridiplantae, Streptophyta, Magnoliopsida, Fabales, Fabaceae. The transcript is spliced from 8 exons.